UUGUUUGUUUGCUUCUUUUUUUUUUUUUUUUUUUUUUUUUUUUUUUGUCUCCUCCCCCUCUCUUUCUGGUUCUUCACUUAAUUAUUUGUCUACCUCGUCGCCGCGUUUUGAAGCCCUCUGCGAAACUCCGGCGGUGGCAAAGGCGAGGAGGAGUUAGCUGGCCCGCGGAGAUGCUUUAGCUGCUCCUGCUGCGGCGCUGGGGCUGCGCGCCAGCUGCCCGCCGGGCGGGGACCGCGGGGGGCGGCAGCCCGGGGUCGGAGGGGCUAAAGGACGAGCAAGAGCCGGCCCUGGCGGAGGCUGGCGUUUCUAGAAAGAAUGUCAGCGACUUUUUAAUAAUGGAGAGCUACUUGUUAUCACCAAUGUGCACAUGAAAUGGAAAGGGAACAGAUUCUGGAAAACAACUUCUGUUUCAACCUUGCAAGAUGGUGCAUGAAGUGUGUAAAGAAGCUUAAGUGACUGCUCUACUUGAUCAAAAUGGUGGACACUGAAAACCAGCUCUAUCCCCUUACUCCCUUGGAGGAGGAUGAUAUAGGCAGCCCUUUAUCUGGAGAGUUCCUACAAGAUAUGGAGAACAUUCAAGACAUCUCUCAGUCUCUAGGUGAUGAUAGCUCUGGAGCUUUAAGUUUAACAGAGUUCCAGUCAUUGGGAAAUGGUCCAGGAUCUGAUGGGUCAGUUAUAACAGACACCCUUUCACCAGCAUCCAGUCCUUCAUCCAUUAAUUUUGCCACAGCUCCAGGUAGCAUAGAUGAAUCACCCAGUGGAGCAUUAAACAUUGAAUGUAGAAUUUGUGGGGAUAAAGCCUCAGGCUACCAUUACGGAGUACAUGCUUGUGAAGGUUGUAAGGGUUUUUUUAGAAGAACGAUUCGUUUAAAACUCAUCUAUGAUAAAUGCGAUCGCAACUGCAAAAUUCAGAAAAAAAAUCGUAAUAAGUGCCAAUACUGUCGUUUUCAAAAGUGCCUUUCAGUUGGAAUGUCACAUAAUGCAAUACGUUUUGGACGAAUGCCAAGGUCUGAGAAGGCCAAGUUGAAAGCAGAAAUUCUAACAGGUGAAAAUUAUGUAGAAGAUUCAGAAACGGCAGAUCUUAAAUCACUUGCCAAAAGAAUUCAUGAUGCUUACCUGAAGAACUUCAAUAUGAACAAGGUUAAAGCCAGAAUCAUCCUUGCAGGGAAAACUAAUAACAAUCCACCAUUUGUUAUACAUGAUAUGGAUACCUUGUGCAUGGCAGAGAAGACCCUGGUGGCAAAAUUGGUAGCCAAUGGAAUUCAGAACAAGGAAGCAGAAGUUCGAAUCUUCCACUGCUGCCAGUGUACGUCUGUAGAGACUGUCACAGAACUUACUGAAUUCGCCAAAUCUAUCCCUGGCUUCUCCAACCUUGACUUGAAUGAUCAAGUGACACUGUUAAAAUACGGAGUUUAUGAAGCCAUAUUUGCCAUGUUAGCAUCUGUGAUGAACAAGGACGGGAUGCUGGUAGCCUAUGGAAAUGGUUUUAUAACCCGGGAGUUCCUGAAAAGCCUGAGAAAGCCAUUCUGUGAUAUAAUGGAGCCAAAAUUUGAUUUUGCAAUGAAAUUCAAUGCACUGGAAUUGGAUGAUAGCGAUAUAUCCCUUUUUGUUGCUGCCAUCAUUUGUUGUGGAGAUCGUCCUGGUCUUGUAAAUGUAGGACACAUAGAAAAAAUGCAGGAGAGCAUAGUGCAUGUACUGAAACUUCACUUGCAAACCAACCAUCCUGAUGACAUCUUCCUCUUCCCAAAACUUCUCCAAAAAAUGGCUGACCUCCGACAACUUGUCACAGAGCAUGCUCAACUUGUUCAGAUAAUUAAGAAGACUGAAUCUGAUGCACAUUUACACCCUUUACUACAGGAAAUCUACAGGGAUAUGUAUUAAGGAUUUUUAGUAUUUUUUUCCACAAUAUUUAAAGACAAGAGCAAUACUAAUAACAGAUGGGAGCAAAACUACUUGCAGAGUUAUCUGCUGUUCACUCAGCCCAGAGCAUGAAAAAUCUAAAAGCUGGGUAACUGGAGUGUUACACUGCUUUUGAUUUGGGAUAUUUUGUCAUCUUUUGAAAAAGUUCUGCAGAAAAAUACUGAUCAUAGUGUUUAUGAAGUGUCUUACAAUGGUUCCUUUAUUUGGAAAUUUGAAGAUUGGUAAGGAAUACAUAUUUGUAUAAUAAAUCAGAAUGUUAAGUAACAGAAAUGAA
Molecule: messenger RNA, 2194 nt
Organism: Tyto alba (common barn owl)
Lineage: Eukaryota; Metazoa; Chordata; Aves; Strigiformes; Tytonidae
Gene: PPARA
Product: peroxisome proliferator activated receptor alpha
Exons: 8
Coding region: 475-1881 (468 amino acids)
Biological process (GO): positive regulation of transcription by RNA polymerase II; negative regulation of inflammatory response; cell differentiation
Cellular component (GO): nucleus
Molecular function (GO): zinc ion binding; RNA polymerase II cis-regulatory region sequence-specific DNA binding; nuclear receptor activity
Source: RefSeq, a predicted model, not a curated record